This is a messenger RNA of Candida albicans SC5314, 531 nucleotides long. RefSeq lists its product as uncharacterized. The coding region runs from base 1 to 531 and encodes 176 amino acids. Gene Ontology annotation, molecular function: zinc ion binding; nucleic acid binding. The transcript has a single exon. NCBI's taxonomy places the organism in Eukaryota, Fungi, Ascomycota, Pichiomycetes, Serinales, Debaryomycetaceae. The record is from RefSeq and is a predicted model, not a curated record.
AUGGGAAGAUAUAGUGUUAAAAGAUAUAAAACCAAAAGAAGAACCAGAGAUCUUGAUCUUAUAUAUAAUGAUUUAUCUAGUCCCGAAUCAAUAAAUAAAUUAAAGAAUCAACCAUUAGAUGAAUUAAAACCUGGAUUAGGUCAAUAUUAUUGUAUACAAUGUGCCAAAUAUUUUGAAAAUCAAAUAAGUUUGGAUCGUCAUACUAAAUCAAAAAUACAUAAACGAAGAGUUAAAUCAUUGAAUGAAAGACCAUAUACUCCAUUAGAAGCAGAAGCUGCUGCUGGAGUAAAUAUGGAAAAAUUUAUUGCUAGUGUGGAAAAAUAUAAACAAUUGGAAAAUGAUAAACAAGAAAAUAAACAUCAGUAUGAUAAAUUAAUAAAUCAAAAGAAAGAUAAUUUAGAUGCUAUAAUAACUGGUAUACCUUCUGAAGAAUUUCAACAACAACAGCAACAACAACAGCAAGAAGAACUACAAGAUGCUAAUCAAGGGACGGCUAUUAAUGAUCAAGAAGAGGUUAUGAUGAUUGAUUAG